AUCGAAGGGGGGAAUUUAUCCUACACUGAUUCACAGAAGAAGUUUCUGGUACUCAAUGGCUGCAAAGCUGGGUUCGUUUAGGCACUCUCUGCUAGAGAAAAGGGAUAAAACAAAAGGGUAUUCAGUGCUGGGAUUAACCAACGAAGAAGAAGAACGACGACGGGGUUGGUUUUCUUACGGAUUCAUAAGCGAAAAAGUGAACGGGUUGUUAAAGGAAGUUCGACAUGUUUCAGGUCAGGCAUGGAAGAUGGGAAAAUCCGAUCCCAGAAAGAUUAUUUUCUCUGCCAAGAUGGGUCUUGCCUUGGUGCUUAUUUCCUUGCUUAUUUUCUUGAAACUACCCAUGAAGGAUCUCAGCCAGUACUCUGUUUGGGCUAUUCUCACCGUGGUCGUAGUAUUUGAAUUCAGUAUAGGAGCAACUCUUAGCAAAGGAUUUAACCGUGGGCUGGGAACAUUAUCGGCUGGAGGGCUUGCUCUUGCUAUGGCAGCACUGUCGGAGUUGGCUGGAAAAUAUGAAGAAGUUGUUGUUGUUAUUAGCAUCUUUAUUGUAGGAUUCUUUUCAACUUAUGCAAAACUAUACCCGACGAUGAAGCCUUACGAGUAUGGAUUCCGAGUGUUCAUUUUGACGUAUUGUUUCAUAAUAGUAUCUGGGUAUAAGACAGGGGACUUCAUCCAUACGGCCGUGACACGGUUUUUGUUGAUUGCACUCGGUGCCGGUGUUUCUUUAGUUAUUAAUGUAUGCAUUUACCCAAUCUGGGCUGGUGAGGAUCUACACAAUUUGGUUGCCAAAAAUUUCUCGAGUGUGGCGAAUUCCUUGGAAGGAUGUGUUAAAGAGUACCUUAACUGUGUUGAAUACGAGAGGGUCCCUUCGAAAAUUCUUACUUAUCAAGCUUCCGAUGAUCCUGUUUACAGUGGCUAUAGAUCAGCUGUUGAAGCUUCGAGUCAAGAGGAAGCUCUGUUGGGUUUUGCCAUCUGGGAGCCUCCACAUGGUCCGUACAGGUCACUUCUUUAUCCUUGGAAGAAUUAUGCCAAACUAAGUGGAGCUUUGAGGCACUGUGCAUUCAUGGUCAUGGCGUUACAUGGUUGUAUACUUUCAGAAAUACAGGCUCCACCAGAACGGAGACAAGUCUUUUAUCAUGAACUUCAGAGGGUAGGUGCUGCAGGUUCUAGUGUAUUGCGUGAGCUCGGGAACAAAGUUAAAAAGAUGGAGAAGUUAGGCCCUGUCGACAUGCUAUUGGAAGUACACGAGGCUGCAGAGGAGCUACAACACAAAAUCGACCGAAAAUCCUACCUUCUCGUCAAUGCCGACAAUUGGGAAAUCGGGAACCGACCAUGUAGUCCAGCAGAGCCUCAAGACUUAUUGAACUUGGAUGAUGAAGAACACAAAGUCCUGGGUUACAAGUCCCUCAGCGAAGCAGUACUCGAUCUCAGAUCGGUUACUAUACCAAAUAGUUGGGAUGGCCUGCAUAACAGUGUCGGUGUCGCCCCCACUGUCCCUCCUCCGGAUGCAACCUCUAACGACAUCAAGAAGCAGAUAUCAUGGCCUGCAACCUACUCGUUUACUGAUGAUGCAUUGCCGCCUUUGGGAGAGUCGAAAACAUACGAGAAUGCAAGUGCAUUGUCACUGGCGACAUUCACUUCGCUUUUGAUCGAAUUCGUGGCACGGCUGCAAAACGUCGUCGACUCUUUUAUAGAGUUGAGUGAGAAAGCCAACUUUAAGGAACCCAAUGAGCCUACCAGUACCAGCAGCAGCAAGAGAGCUCACCGGCCUUUGGUCUAGACUGUUUAGAAUAGAUUCGUCUGAAAUAGGGAGGAUUAGAGAUCAACAUCUGGGCCACAACAAGUUUCUCUUAUCAAACUAUGUUAUGUACAUAGACUGUAUAUAUAGAUUUAAAUAUAUUUUUUAUUAUUUAGCCAA
This is a messenger RNA of Hibiscus syriacus, 1915 nucleotides long. Its product is annotated as aluminum-activated malate transporter 9-like. Gene Ontology annotation, biological process: malate transport. The transcript has 6 exons. The record is from RefSeq and is a predicted model, not a curated record. NCBI's taxonomy places the organism in Eukaryota, Viridiplantae, Streptophyta, Magnoliopsida, Malvales, Malvaceae. Gene Ontology annotation, cellular component: plant-type vacuole membrane. Bases 56 to 1777 code for a protein of 573 amino acids.